UCUGAGAACCAACCGACGCUGAGCAGCGAGCGGAUGGAGAAGCGUUCUGUGGCAUCUGCCAACUCCCGACCACUCCGCUUACUAUUGGCAUCGGAGAGACGGUAGCCUAGACAGAUACAGCGGACACCUGACAGGCAGCAACAGAAGGCCUAAAGCUACAGACAACAUAAUACAUUUAGCUGUAAAAAGCAACAACAGUCUUUGCUGGAUAAAGACAGCAUUCACACAUAAAGACGAACGCGGGUGCUGAAGCUCAGCUGCGACUAGGGAGGUAUCAAAAGAUCUCAUUUGUCUGUGAUGAGAAUCGCCAUCCACCAGAGACCUAAGGUACGGCGUGCCCCCGUCAUCGUCUCCUCUGAAAGGAAGAGGAAGUGAUGUCACGUCACCACAACCGCUUCGAGAGGGAGUACCGGGGGAUGCCGUGGGAGAGGCGGGACAUCAUCCGUCCGGCUGGCCUCCUCAACGGAUCGGGAGUCAAUAACAGCUGCCCCGCCGUCAACGGUAACAACCGCCCGGGACUCCUCCCACUGCCCGUCAUCCCCUCCCUCCUGCCAACUCCGGUUACAGUUGCCGUGACGACGUCGAGUGGCGGUGACAUGGUUGUCAAGCGUCAAGGAGGGGUCACAGUCCCGGCCGCUAGUGCUGCCAAGGUGUCAGGUGUGUCUCCAGGGGAGAGGGAGAGCCAGGCUCCAGGUCUGCUGUUAGCUCCAGGGGUGAGGUGGGGACAGACACCCAUCAACCAGCUCACACCCUGGGAGACUGAUGAACCCCCUGCCAAACAGCAGCACAGAGACUGUGAACCCACAGGUCCUCCAUGGGUACCUUCAGUAGCAGCAGUGACCAAGUCCAGUCUCCUGCCCCACUCCUAUCCCCUCCAGCCCCCCUCCUUCAGCCACAGUGUCACUGUCCAGUGCCCUAUCAUAGGUCUGACCCCCUCCAUCCAGUCACCCAUGCCCCUCCACCCCCACCCGCUCAUGACAGCCCACUUCCAGCUACCCCCGCACUCCACCGCCCACCAACCCCCCUCCAUGGUGCUCAGAAUGCCCUACCAGCCACCCUACCCCUUGGCCCAGCCCCCUGUCUUCUCCUCGCCCCUCUCCACCCCCUCAGGUGGUCCCAGGGGAGCGCACCCCAACCAACACAACCACAGAGUGAUGGGGAACGGUCAUCUGACGCCGCACCCCCCUCCUCACCAGUCUCACCCAACUCACCCUCUCAUACAGCCCCCCGCCCUGCCUCUGACCAAUGGGCAGUUGGCGCGGCUAGUUUCGCCAUCUUCAGUAGCCAAUCAGGAUGGUCCUACAGGGCCCAAUGGGCUGCAGAUGCUGAGGACGGUGGGGAUGGGAAAGUACGAGUUCACAGACCCAGGACAUCCUAAAGAGAUGUUGAAGGAGUUGAACCAACAACGCAGAGCGAAAGACUUUACAGACCUGAAAAUAAUUGUUGAAGGCAAAGAGUUUGAAGUCCACCAAAAUGUUCUAGCUUCCUGCAGCCUUUAUUUCAAGGACCUGGUGAAAAGGUCGUCAGGGGAGAUGAGGAGUGGGGAGAAGCUAGAGCUGCAGAUGAGCAAUAUUGGAGCUGAUGUGUUGGAGCUGCUGCUGGAGUUUGUCUACACGGGCUCUCUGGUCAUAGACUCAGCUAACGCCAAGACACUGCUAGAGGCCGCCAACAAGUUCCAAUUCAACACCUUCUGCAAAGUCGGUGUGUCCUUCCUAGAGAAACAGCUAACGGCAGGGAACUGUCUAGGUGUGCUGGGCAUGGCUGAGGCGAUGAGAUGUACAGAGCUCCACAACAUGGCCAAAGCCUUUGCACUCCAGAACUUCCCUGAGGCAGCCGGUCAGGAGGAGAUUCUGAAUGUAUCUAAGGAGGACCUGGUGGCCUACUUGUCUAAUGACAGCCUCAAUACCAAGACUGAGGAACUGGUCUACGAGACCGCCAUCAAGUGGAUCAAACGAGACCCCACCUCCAGAGUACAGCAUGUAUCAGAGUUAUUAGCAGUGGUGCGUCUUCCGUUCAUCCACCCGUCCUACCUGCUGAACGUUGUGGACAACGAGGAGUUAAUAAAGACGUCGGAGGCGUGUCGAGACCUGGUCAACGAGGCCAAGAGAUAUCACAUGUUACCUCACGCCAGACAGGAGAUGCAGACUCCUAGGACACGACCACGGCUAUCUGCAGGUGUGGCGGAGGUAAUAGUGUUAAUAGGUGGUCGCCAGGCCAUCGGUAUGAACCAGCGGUCUCUGACGGCGGUGACAUGUUUUAACCCUCAGAACAGUAAGUGGUACCCACUGGCCAGCCUGCCCUUCUACGACAGAGAGUUAUUCAGCGUCAUCUCAGCAGGGGACAACAUCUACCUGUCAGGUGGGACAGAGUCGGGUGUGACAGUAACUGACGUGUGGUGCUACAUGUCUCUAUUGGACAACUGGAACCUGGUGUCUCGUAUGACGGUGCCUCGCUGCAGACACAACAGUCUGGUGUAUGAUGGGAAACUCUAUACCAUUGGAGGGCUGGGCGUGUCAGGAAACCUGAACCAUGUAGAGAGGUAUGACACCAUAACCAACCAGUGGGAGACUGUGUCUCCGCUCCCCAAGCCGGUGCACUCGGCAGCAGCCACGGUGUGUGGGGGGAAGGUGUAUUUGUUUGGAGGGGUGAACGAGGCGGGCCGAUCGGCGGGAGUACUACAGUCAUACGUCCCUCAGACCAACUCCUGGAGCUUCAUAGAGUCACCCAUGAUAGAUAAUAAGUAUGCCCCAGCGGUCACUCUGAAUGGGCACAUCUUUAUUCUGGGAGGAGCCUACGCCCGGGCCAUCACCAUCUAUGACCCAGACAAAGGAAACAUCAAAGCCGGACCCAACAUGAACCACUCACGACAGUUCUGCAGUGCGGUAAUCCUGGACGGUAAGAUCUACGCAACGGGGGGCAUCGUGAGCAGCGAGGGUCCUGCGCUGGGCAACAUGGAGAUCUUUGACCCCCACACCAACAACUGGACGCUCCUCCAGUCGCUGCCCUGCCCUCUCUUCAGACACGGCUGUGUUGUCAUCAAGAAGUACAUCCAGAGUGGCUGAGAUCGGUUCAGGGAUGAAUGAGUUUCCUGAAUGCUUUGUAGCCAACGUGGCUUUAAUUUCUCUGGACAACCCAGACCCACGCCUCUUGUAGAACAGCAAAGUGCUUCAGCUUCAUUUGGCGAAUUUCGUUUACUUUUCCCACAGAACUGUCAAACAUUUACAAUUACUGUUACUCUCUCUCUGCUGUGGGGCUGGGGUUGUUGAGAGCAACAAAGUGCCGUGUUAGCUAUGAAGCUUUCGGGAAACUCCCCCCUGACCGGUUUGGUCUGGUUGGGACAGGACACUCUGUGUGCAGCUUUUGGGGGUCGAUCAGUCAGCACCGCUGGACUGGACUAUCCAACUAAAACCCCCCCGGGACUUGAUGCCAGUGUUGUUGUCUUUAUCCCCACCCCUCCAGUCCCCCAUCAACCCCCCUGUGCAGAAUGUAGGCAUCUUAUCUUGAACCACUCGGCCAUGUCAGGUACCGGUGCCUAAGCUACUGUAUGUAUCAUAUAGUGUAGCUUAACCCCCUCAUAAUAUAGGCACAGGGCCACUUGGUUUGUUGUUCCCAGCUUCUUGCUAACUUCUCUUCCGUUUGAUACCAAUAGUUAAUUUAGUUCCAUUGCCGCAAUUGAAAUUGAAGGCCCUUAUCUGUUAUGUGUUCGUGACUCAAGUAUGAUGUUAAAAGCCUUCCCAGUCUUUGUUUUUUGACUCCUCAAGUGGUUUCUGUUAGUGAGGAACUUCUCUUUCCAAAUUGGAGGAUUCCCAUGGUUUAUGAGGACAUUCAGUAGUGGCAUUAGAAGGACAGGUGAAUUGGUCAGAUGUCUCAGUGCUUAAAGGGACAGUGGAGGGAUGAGGAAGUCCACAGGGUUUUAGAAACAUAUUCAUGAAACAAAACUCUGUGACAAGAGAGAGCCACAGUUGGUGAGUGAGGAGCCUCGUUUUUUGUCUAGAUGUUGUUUCCCCCUCGGUUUAAAAGGACACGUUGGAUACUUGCAGUGUCUUUUUGGGCCAGAAACAUCACUGUUGUCAGAUGACUUACCUGGGAUGACUUACCUGGGAGUGGCAGAGAGGGAAUCCCUGUAUCAUGACAUCCCAGAGAGUCUGAGAAAGACACUCCAAUGGGGCAUUUCUCCUCCACACAGCCAAAGCACAAUAACCACCAGUGGCUCCAAGGAUCAAAAUGUUUCACUAGAUUUCUGUUUUUCCUCCAUCUUUAUUUUUGUUCCAUCCUUUGUUUUAUAUUUGUAUAUCAUUGUUGGGUGGGUUGGGUAUGGAUGAGGGUUGUGGGGACAUUCUGUAAAUACGGGAAGGAAAAAUGUAUAUUUUAAAACCUGAAGGUGAUUCUGUAUAAAUGUUUUUAGAAAAAAAAACUUGAUAGGUUGGACUAAAAAUGGUGGGGCCAUACUUGCGAAUAUUAGAAAACGUUUAAGGGCUUUAUUCAAUCCGCGUCGCGGAAGUUCAGCUUUACAGCGUGAUUUAGCGGAGACUGCAUUCACGCUUCAUAUGUCGCUCAAUCGGGAAUUACCUUUUACAUUUCUGUCGCGGAAUCUGUAACGCUUCAGCUUUACAGAUUGAAUAGAGCCUGAUGUUUUAGUUCGAUUUUAAUUGGCUGAUGCUUAAACUUGUUGACAUAGUUGCAUGUUAUCAAAGGCUACAUGUUUGCUGUUACAAUUACAUAACCUGGCAAAUGUAGCCCUAUGCGAACCUCACCAGGUGGCCGUGAUUAUUUAAAAAUAAAUUGGUAGGAUUUUAUUGGAUAUUUUAUAAACAAUACAAAACAUACACAUACAAACGACAACAUCAUACAAACAUCAAUUACAUCACACCUGCCCAGACCCACUAGCAUACACCCCCAUCUCCAGGUGGCCGUGAUUAUAUCCGGUUCACAGGAGGUUGGUGGCACCUUUAAUUGGGGAGGAUCGUGUUAAUGGAUGGAGUGGAAUGGUAUCAAACACAUGGGUUCCAUUUGUUUGACGCCAUUCCAUUAGCUCCUUUCCAGCCAUUAUUAUGAGCCGUCCUCCCCUCAGCAGCCUCCGCUGUCGUUGACAUAGUUGGACUUGAUAGAACACUUUUCCACGAGAGCGUCCUUUACAGCAGUCAAACAGCACCAUCUGCUAAUCAAAGUUACUAAGACACGUAAAAAAUGUUUACUUGAUGUUUAGCUCAGUGUUGUGAGCCUGGCACUUGGUGAUUUUCGCCGUUUGCGGCAAGUUUGAAUCCCAGUUGAGAUGUAGUUUUUUCCUUUGAACUGUUGAAUUACAUUUAUCGUGUUUUGAAGAGAAGUGAAGUGCAGCCAAAACCUUGUAAAUGAAGUUUACAUAUACAUUUAAUGAGGAGCUUCUUGUUGAAGUCUCUCUUGCAGACCAACACUACUGGCAUCGAUACAUAAAUAAUUUAAACUUCUAUGGACAAUAUUACAUAGACGUGCAGGCUACACUUACAUGUACAAUGUUUUAUAUACUUUUUUUAUAAUCAUCUACUUUGUCUCAUAUGCAUUAUUUGACUCAAGGACCAACAGUGGAGCUUUUUUUCUCAAAUAAAAACCUUGCCUCAAGGGGGAUUUGAACUCGCAGCCAUAUCUGUCUCUGUGUUUACUGCCUUAGUGCAUCAUGCCACCAAUUAGUGAUAGCAUCUUUAUUGCUGUGAAAGCACGUGUGUGGUGUGGGAUUUUGUCAUAUAUGCGAAAUUGAGUUUGCAGCCUUGUCAAGGAUGCGAUGAUCAUGCAAUAUUGGCACUAUACACUUGAGACAGACCGAGUGAAGGGAAACAAAAGUAAACCUUGAUUUUGGAGGUUUAAAUAUAUCCCUCUGGUGGCCAGGUUGACCUAUUUUAAGAAAUGCCAUUGGUUUGUGGAGAAAAAGUUUGAGCUUUGAUAGGCUGAUGCAGAAUUUGUUACAGGAAAUAACCACUGCUACUUGGUGAGGUUAGCAAGCAUAGGGCUAACGUGUGCCAGGUUAUGUGAUGGUUAGUGCUAUCCGGAUACCUAAACCAUAACCAAAGAUAGACCAGAGCCUGUCGUUUCCAAUGAGAGCUAAUUAAUCAUAGUGGGCAGCCAAGCGCGUUCUAGCAUUUAUAUGCAAAUUUCCAUUAGGGAACGCCUACUCUGAAGUGUGCGUGUGCAAGAACAAUUCGUCCUUGCACUCCUAAACAACAAAAAUUGAAACUUUGGCAAAUUCUACAAAACGCUGUCCACUCUGUUUGUUACAGACUACUUUUUGAAACAGAAAACUGUGUUUCAUCGAUGAGAAAAUUUGCAGAAUGUCGGCCAAAAUCCAUCUCCUCCCACUGCCGGCCACUCGGCUUCCUCUCAUCACCAUAUUUGGUAGUGAGCGGAAACGGCAACCCAAUGCUUCACAUUUAUACAUUCGCUGAAAUAUCGGUCUCAUUGUGCUAUCUGUUCCAUAACCAUUUAACAUUUCAAUGGGGUAGGGACUUCCCAAGGAUCCCGGAUAGCAUUAUCUGAUAGGACCAGUUACAAUGUAGCGUUCUAUCACGUCCAGGUUCAAUUUAAAACUUGUUCUAAUGUUUGCAAGUUUGGCCCAGGUAUGUCUGUAAAUCUGUCCACAAAAGGAGAAAUUAACAAAUGUUAUUGAAACAUAAUACAUAUACCAUAAUAUGAUAACUGUUGUCGUAAUUUUUAUUUGAGUGAAACCAGCCAUUAUGCCAGAGAAGGAUGGCAGAACCACGGUCUUGAUGCAGUCUUAUAAAUAAAGCCUUGUUGAGUGAAUGGUUCUUUGAACCUAGCAAUAUCACUCAUGUUUAACAUGGCAAUCCAACUCUGAGGCGUAUAGCUAACCUCUUUCAACCUCUAAAAGGAAUCAGUUUCAAAGCCAAAAUGAGUAUGUUCAGUCGUUUGACAGGCAGGUGCACAGCUCAAUUAAGGUCAUCCAGUACUGAGGGAAUGAAAGAAAACUCGACAAAGUACAAUUUGCACCUUUAUUCAAGUAUAUCACAGCAGUUUAUUUCAGAAAUACAGUAAAGUUUUCAUUUCAAAUAUAACUUACACCAAAGUAACACUUGAUGGGGAAGAGGAUGAUCAAUAAACUUUAACCUCAAGAAGAAAUCCUUAAACAUGGCGAUGCUACGAAAACAAAACCUACUAAAUCCCACACGAAAGACAAACUCA
Messenger RNA from Coregonus clupeaformis (lake whitefish), 7170 nucleotides. RefSeq names its product kelch-like protein 29. NCBI's taxonomy places the organism in Eukaryota, Metazoa, Chordata, Actinopteri, Salmoniformes, Salmonidae. The coding region runs from base 375 to 3062 and encodes 895 amino acids. The record is from RefSeq and is a predicted model, not a curated record. Gene Ontology annotation, molecular function: protein binding. The transcript has 15 exons.